AUCAUUUUUCUUCUCCGGCCCCAUGGAGGAAGUGAGAAAGUUGGCACGAUCACCCAGGGCUUCGCAGGAUCGGGUCAGUCAGUGACAGAUGGACAAUGCAAGAAUGAGCUCCUUCCUGGAAUACCCCAUUCUCAGCAGUGGCGACUCCGGGACCUGCUCAACGCGAGCCUACUCAUCCGACCAUGGGAUUACAACUUUCCAGUCCUGCGCGGUCAGUGCCAACAGCUGCGGCGGCGACGACCGCUUCCUAGUGGGCAGGGGGAUGCAGAUCAACUCGCCCCACCACCACCACCCUCACCAUACCCAGCCGGCCACCUACCAGACUUCCGGGAACCUGGGGGUGUCCUACUCCCACUCGAGUUGUGGUCCAACCUAUGGCGCGCAGAACUUCGGUGCGCCUUAUAGCCCCUAUGCGCUAAAUCAGGAAACAGACGUAAGUGGUGGGUACCCCCCAUGUGCUCCGGCCGUUUACACUGGAAACCUCUCGUCUCCCAUGGUCCAGCAUCACCACCACCACCACCACCACCACCAGGGUUAUGCUGGGGGCGCGGCGGGCUCGCCCCAGUACAUUCACCACUCAUACGGACAAGAGCACCAGAGCCUGGCUCUGGCCACGUAUAGUAACUCCUUAUCCCCUCUCCACGCCAGCCACCAAGAAGCCUGUCGCUCCCCUGUGUCUGAGACGUCUUCUCCAGCGCAGACCUUUGACUGGAUGAAAGUUAAAAGAAACCCUCCCAAAACAGGGAAAGUUGGAGAGUACGGCUACGUGGGUCAGCCCAACGCGGUGCGCACCAACUUCACUACCAAGCAGCUCACCGAGCUGGAGAAGGAGUUCCACUUUAACAAGUACCUGACGCGCGCUCGCAGGGUGGAGAUCGCCGCAUCCCUGCAGCUCAACGAGACCCAGGUGAAGAUCUGGUUCCAGAACCGCCGAAUGAAGCAGAAGAAACGCGAGAAGGAGGGGCUCUUGCCCAUCUCCCCGACCACCCCUCCGGGAAGCGAAGAGAAGGCUGAGGAAUCCUCAGAGAAGUCGAGCUCAUCACCCUGCGUUCCUUCCCCGGGGUCUUCUACCUCAGACACUCUGACUACCUCCCACUGAGGCGCCCCAGCCUCUUGGGCUGGGACUUCUUACCCAAAGCACAUUUUUAGCUUAUCUUUCCUUCCAUUUACGGUCUUCUUCUUCCUUUCUGAUCCUAUCUGUGGAGCUCCUGGUCAGGAUAAUGUAUUUCUAAAGAAUUCUGACCAGAGACUUGUUGACGGUUUAGCCUCUUAAUCCGGAUUGGGUGCCAGCAUCAAUUUUCUGGUGGGCCUUGACAGCCCUCCUACUUUUAGGACAUUUUAACAGAACUUACCGUUCCCUUCAGGUGCCCUUUGGAAAAUAGUUCCUUUUGCCAGCAGAACCAUGCCAGAGGGAAGAAGCUUCUCGUUUUUUAUCUAACUGUAUGUUUACAGUUCACCCCUACCUUGCCCUUAAAAGUAGAAUGUAGGGAAAGGAGAAAGUCCUGGAGCCCAUGAAGAAGAGAUGCACUAUGUGUUUACACACUUAAUCCAUCCCUUAAUUUAAUUCAAUUUCAUGUAUGUGAGUUUGCUGGUUGUAAAUACUUUGUCCUGAGAGAUUUAUCUUUAUACAGAUUUUCUAGAAAUGUUUAGGUAACUGAAACAGGGUUGGCAAACUCUCAAGUAUGGAACAAUUUUAUAUAUGAUUAUAGGUGAAAGAAUAAAUUCCCUCACUUAAACCCAAUCAGAUGCCUCAGAGGGUAGCUUCAAUUUGUUCUUUCAGUUAGUUAAGAUGGCCUGGAGAGCACAAGGUUCAGAAACCUGGUUUCUUGUGUUGAGUCUCCCCAUAUUCCUACCUUUUUAUUCUGGGGACAUCAUCCAUUCAUAAUUUGUGCUGGAUUAUUCUAAACAUAAAGGUGUUAUUUAAACCAACAGUUAUCUUAGCUGGAUAUGAUGUAUUUUCAAAGCUAAAUUGUUAAUGUGAUGGAUGGCACAAUGGAUGUAUUUUUUGUGUGAUUCGUGAAUAGUCUUUUGCAUGUCGCACAAUGUUUUGAUGUCACUGAAGUACUACACUGAGUUCUAUCAGUUAUCCUUUGUGAGCCUAUGACACUCCCCAUUUCCUGUACAAUCAUGAACAACUCUGAGAUCUUGGAGUAAUGUGAUCCAGAGCAGAGUUUACGGGUCCUCGGUUGUCUGUAAUAAAUAUAU
This is a messenger RNA of Nycticebus coucang (slow loris), 2205 nucleotides long. It is a transcript of the gene HOXA1, whose product is annotated as homeobox A1. The coding region runs from base 89 to 1099 and encodes 336 amino acids. Gene Ontology annotation, biological process: regulation of transcription by RNA polymerase II. The record is from RefSeq and is a predicted model, not a curated record. The transcript is spliced from 2 exons. NCBI's taxonomy places the organism in Eukaryota, Metazoa, Chordata, Mammalia, Primates, Lorisidae. Gene Ontology annotation, molecular function: RNA polymerase II cis-regulatory region sequence-specific DNA binding; DNA-binding transcription factor activity, RNA polymerase II-specific. Gene Ontology annotation, cellular component: nucleus.